AUGAACAGUUUUGAGCAACGAGGUAAAAAGCUAUAUGCUGCAAGUUUAGCUGCUGGCAACAUUUCGUUCCGAGAUACACCCAACAGCACUUCGCAGCGGAUGCGUGAUUCGCAAUUUACAUUGGGCUCCGUUGCAAGUGAAAAUCACAACAACAGCUCGUUCAGUUUUCAUGGGCGCCCAUUAGAUACCACAUCAAUGAAAAAAAGCGCAAGAACCAUGACUCAAUCACAUCACCCGCAACACUCUUCGGAUGACGAGGAUGAGGAUAGCGACUGGGAUUCCGAGCCCGAGUUGGAAAUGGCAACAGUACAAGAAGCCGCAAGACUCUCUCGACGUGUACCUUCGAUACGCAACAAUAGCAAAUCAAUGACGACCCAACAGCAGCACGUUCCCAUCACACAUCAAUCCAAGAGCAACGGUGGCGGAUCCUCCACCCCUUUUUACUGUCAGGAGAUUGGACCUCAGCUGGAUUUGGGCUACCAAUGGCCACAACAGCCGUUGCAUGAAACAAAGGGAUUUGUCAAGGUAUCUGCUGGUAAUACAUCUUCCAGACAGAGACGAGUCGAUCAAAUGCUACUGGCUCGACGUCAAAAGCAACACAGAAACUCGCUGCUAUCAAUGACAGUGAACCUCAAAGACACCUACAGUGCCAAAAAUCCUAAAUUUGCCUAUGAUCAAGAUAAGAUUCCUAAGCGAAUACUGACAAAGCCGAGCAAACCAUUCCGCAACGAGAUGAACGACAACGAAAAUUACGACUAUAUCUUGAAAGUGAAUGAAAUCUUGGGUCAUGAUCCUAACUAUCAAUAUCGUGUGAUUGAUUUGCUGGGGCAGGGUACAUUUGGACAGGUUGUCAAAUGUGAGCGUAUAUCUACAGGCGAGUUAUUCUCAGUCAAAGUGAUCAAGAACAAGAGCGCCUACAAGACGCAAAGCUGUAUGGAAAUUGAAAUUUUGAAAAAGUUGAACAAGCAGCUGGAUCCAGAUGACAAACACCAUAUCUUGAGAUUACACCAUAUAUUCUCGCACAAACACCAUCUCUGCUUGGUUUUCGAACUGCUUUCUUACAAUCUAUACGAUCUCAUUGGCCACAACCGAUACAAGGGAUUUGCACCCGAGAAAGUGAGAGCAUUUGCUGUACAGAUUUUAGAUACAUUGUGUUUGUUAAAAGAAGCCAAAAUCAUCCAUUGUGAUUUGAAACCCGAAAAUAUCUUGCUGGUGAGUGAAAAGUCAUUGACCAUCAAAGUGAUUGAUUUUGGAUCCUCAUGUCAUGAAGCCAAUCGAAUCUACACCUACAUUCAGUCCAGAUUUUACAGAUCACCCGAAGUCUUGCUGAACAUGCGAUAUACUGGAGCAAUCGAUAUGUGGUCUUUUGGCUGUAUCGUAGCUGAAUUAUUCUUAGGUUUGCCGUUGUUUCCUGGUAGUUCAGAGUAUAACCAGCUGUUUCGUAUCGUAGAAAUGCUUGGUGUUCCGUCAAAGGAUAUGCUAAGCAAAGGAAGAAAUACCAAGAAAUUUUUCAACAAGAAACAAAUUGGACCAGACAAUUAUGAAUACGAGCUAAAGUCAAGAGAGCAGUACAGCCAGGAAAACAACAAGAACGAAUUACCGAGAAAAAAGUACUUUCCUCAGACCAAGCUCAAAGAUAUCAUCAUGAUGUUCAACAAUGGCAAGCCAAGCCUGUCCAGGGAAGAGGAGAGAAGAAGAGCAGCAUCAGGGUCUAGCUACUAUCUGAACGAAGACGAAGAGAGGCAGAAAGAAAUCGAAGCAAGGCUGUGCAUUCUCGACUUUUUAUAUGGUGUGCUCGAGUUGAAUCCACUGAAACGAUGGACUCCUCAGCAGGCACUGCAGCAUCCGUUCAUCACUCAAAAGCCAUACACAGGCCCAUUCAAGCCUGAUGAUCAAAUCAAGUCCAUGUUGCCUAGUACCAGUAACUCGCUGGCAAACCUGGAUGUCACCAAUGACAAGCCUAGCGGCAGUCUUAGGUCCAACCGUAGAAGAGCUGAAUCCAUGGGCAAACCCACUGCUCCUGAACAGAUCCAAAUCAUUGCUAAAAAGAUACAAUCCCCCAUUAACAAAUACCCCAAAGAACAGAACCAUUCUCACCAACAGCAGCAGCAUGAAAGCUACUCCGAACAACCGCCUUCUGAUGCCUACAGACAACGUAACACUCGUUCUCAAGGCGACUACAUUGGCCUUUUACCACCUGAAGUGCCUAGCACCAAUGUUGUCAAGGAACGUAAAGUCAAGAUAUCGCAACAAAUCAAAGUCAGGACUGGAUCCCAUGAAUCGAUGCGAGUGCCUCCUACAGAUGGGCAGACAGUCAGAGGAGGUUUAGAUGGUGGAAAUCGUGCUGGCAGCAAAUACAAUGUGCGCAAAGCGCACGCUGGUGAAGCAGCGGGCGGAUUGUUGAUGAUGCGACGGGAUGACAGUGAUGACAGAGUGCCUCAAGCAUCCACAUCCACAACCAAACGCACCAUGGCAGGUGCUUUUAAACGUCGUAGCAAUAAUCAUGUAGUGAAACCGUGA
This is a messenger RNA of Mucor velutinosus, 2520 nucleotides long. RefSeq lists its product as uncharacterized. Bases 1 to 2520 code for a protein of 839 amino acids. The record is from RefSeq and is a predicted model, not a curated record. Gene Ontology annotation, cellular component: nucleus; cytoplasm. The transcript has 8 exons. Lineage: Eukaryota; Fungi; Mucoromycota; Mucoromycetes; Mucorales; Mucoraceae. Gene Ontology annotation, biological process: peptidyl-serine phosphorylation; peptidyl-threonine phosphorylation. Gene Ontology annotation, molecular function: protein serine/threonine kinase activity; ATP binding; protein tyrosine kinase activity.